UCAAAGCGGGAAAAAAGGGUUUCUUCUUUUUCUUAUUUCUGGGUUUUUUUUCUUUUUUCUGUAGAGUGUGGAACCAACCACAGAAAAAAAAAAUAACAAAAAAGGGAAACACACAGCAGUACCAUUGAAAGCUUAUUUCUCACCAAGUUCAAGUUUUUGUUCUGAGCCCAUUGUGCGAUGCAUCAAGAACAAAGCCAUGAUGGCCAUUUUCCAAUGCACGAAGAAAUUGCACGCGAUACACGAGCACGUCAACUGCAAGCCUCUCGUCUACGGAUCGCUCUGUUUAAAGGACUUCAGGUGGAUUCGUCGGCGGAACGACAAGCGACACUGGAACAGAUAGUGCAAGUCGUGAAAUCGUAUAUGCGCGUCGCCAAGUCACCGUUUUCUCCCAGCAAAUGCACACAACCGUCGACAUGGUCACCGGCCACCCCAACAGCCUCGUCAACCGAUACCACCACCCACACCCAUCACGCAGUGACCACCACCGCCACCCAAUCGUCUCCGACUCGCGGUGAUGCGGCCUCGUUUGGCGAUCCGUUGGCCUCGUACGAGGAAGCCGGUGGCACGGAUGAACAACUGCAAUACUUUUUGUUGACCAUUCUGCGACUCUCUCUGACGUGUCCUUUCAGCGAUGUGCGACGUGUUUUCAAAGAUUUUCUUCAAAUCACUACCGACACCGCGAUCCCGACUCCGCAACCACGGCAUCGAUCGCCGUCGUAUUUCAUUUCUCUGAACGAUGUCUUUUCUUUAGAAUCCACUUCGUCCUCUAAACGUGUCACGUAUCCAUGUCCUGCCAAUCUGUCCUUUUCACCUUGGUCCCAAGAAGCCGAAUCCACGGACAGUUUGGAUAGUGUAUCGGAUGUCAUGAGAUCGGCGUGGCGGUCGACGUCGACGCUCGCUGGCGACGAAGUUUCCAUUCAUUCCGUGGCGUCCGAUGUCGAUGACUGCAAUACGGGCGGUCGACCAUCGGACGAAUACGUACGGCAAAUGAUGAUUCGCACCUUUAUGGAAGAAGGCCGAGUCAACAACCUGUUUCGCGUCAUGUCAUUUUUCCCCACGUUUUAUGAAAUUUUUCACAGCACCUUUACCAAGACCAUCCGGGCUUCCAUUGGGCCUUUGCAACGUACGUGGCGAAGCUAUCUGGGAAUUCUGGCGGCCGCCGAACAUUCUUGUCAAUAUCUUGUAUCGAUUUUGAAGCUGGAUUUUCUUCAAAGUGGAGGCGAUCCCUUGUGGCUCAAGGGCAUCCAUUACUGUCCGGCCAAACUGCAGAGCAUUUCUGGCGUGAUACUCAAACUGGCGCGGCAACCUUGGCGACUGGACGAAACGGAUAUCCGGCGAAUCAUGAAUAACACGCGAUCGUCCUUGGGCGAUGCCUGGAGCAAAGGUGAGCUCGUCCAAGCCAUCGUGGUCGUGUCGACGAUUCUCGGGCUCAGCAGUUUUGUGCUUGGUUGCGGGAUUGCACCCGAAGUCGAUAUGCGAGGUGGGUACUAUAUUCGCGGGUACUGCACCGAGGAUCUGGAAGGAAUCGAGCACGAAUUGGAUCAACGGUCGGUGCCUUCGCCUUACGAUAUCGAAGUGACGCACGCGGCUUCCAAUGCCACUGGUUGGCAUGACAGUACGAUUGAAUCGGAAAGUCACGAAUCGUCGUCAACGGCCAAACACGAGGAUGACCGGUUUUCAUCCGAUAUUGGUCGAGGAUUGGGGGUUUCGGUAGAUUCGGACGAUGGCGGCGACGAUUUGGACAGUGAUGCAGCGGAUAUCAUGGAACAUACCAACGAAUUGAUUUCCAAGCUCCAGUCGAACCGAAGGCAUGAAUUGCAGGAGAGUCUGGAGAAGCUGAACUUGCAUUGUUUGCGAGAAGAACAACAACAAAGAAAGCAGGACGCUUUGGAGAGUUCCAAUGGGACCUCCCUGGCGGACCGUCAUCGUGAGCGUGGAUCCGAUUGGAUGGGAAGUGUCAAUGCGGUGUAUGAGGACCUUGAUCGGUUCGUGGAUCCUCAGAUCAGUCAAUGUAUCCAAUUAGAGGAGUUUCAAUCGGGGCAGGGUGGCUGUCAUGAGUUCAUGCUUGGCGAAUACUGCUGGGAAGACCAUGGAUGCGACUUGAUGAACCAGUUCCUACCCGGUGUAGGCGAUGAAGUCGAUGAUGAAUUCAACGAAGCCCUGAGUAUCACUGAUUGGAGUAUUUUUCACCAGGUGUCUGAAGGAGCGGUGGAUACGACACCUUUGAGACAUGCUAUUUGGUUUUACGCACAGCAGUUAUUUGGUGUGACCAAGGAAGAUUACAUGUACUCCGAUAUCCCGACCUACCUCAGCCAGCGCAAUAAGGAUUACAUUCAGCGAGUGUGCCGACGGCCUCACGAGAUUCGCUGGAGUGAUUGGAAUAAUAUUGGCAUUUCUCUUCGACCCGAAGAAAAAUGUCACAUUAACCUUUUGGUCGCGUCUGCAAAAAAGCAGGCCCUUUUAUGCUACGGUCUUUCGCUUAUAUCCCAAGUUUAAUCAAGCAUCCUUCCAGAAAAAAAAUUCAUUAUAUACACGCACACAUACACACACUCACUCACUCACUUUAACUCUUAAAUACACGCUUACCCACCCACCCAUCGUACCAAAAAGGAAAAUGCACGUUAUAUAAAAUUACACACUUCUGUACAGCAUUCAAAGGGGACGAACCCAACACCAAGC
Molecule: messenger RNA, 2679 nt
Organism: Radiomyces spectabilis
Lineage: Eukaryota; Fungi; Mucoromycota; Mucoromycetes; Mucorales; Radiomycetaceae
Product: PA26 p53-induced protein-domain-containing protein
Exons: 5
Coding region: 178-2496 (772 amino acids)
Biological process (GO): cellular response to leucine starvation; regulation of response to reactive oxygen species; cellular response to L-leucine
Cellular component (GO): nucleus
Molecular function (GO): L-leucine binding; oxidoreductase activity, acting on peroxide as acceptor
Source: RefSeq, a predicted model, not a curated record